Halichondria panicea is the source of this 921-nucleotide messenger RNA. Its product is annotated as TNF receptor-associated factor 5-like. The transcript has a single exon. The record is from RefSeq and is a predicted model, not a curated record. The coding region runs from base 82 to 834 and encodes 250 amino acids. Lineage: Eukaryota; Metazoa; Porifera; Demospongiae; Suberitida; Halichondriidae. Gene Ontology annotation, molecular function: protein binding.
AAAACUGCGCAUGUGCAUUGGAUACAGCUACUAAUCCUGUGCAGCAUAGCCACAUAGAUAGUACUAUUUCACUCCAGCACAAUGGAAGAGCUGGCUAUGCGACUAGAAUCAGAGAACAAGGCUCUCAAGAGAGAGAUUGCUGAGUUAAAGAACUCCUGUGUGCACCGCAGCGAGCUGGAUGAAUUGAAACAAGAUCUGGAUCGACUCAAGAAAUCCUCUCCUGAUAGUUUUGGAUGUUCUCCUGGUAUCUACUCACGAGUCAAGACAGUCAAGAAAGGUCGUCCCCAGUCACUACACGAGGUAACACAAGCAAUGCAGGACCAGCUAGCCAAACCUCCACUCAUCAGAGAAUGCUCUUGUGGUUCACUACCUCCCUUCUAUUUCACUGUGGAGAACUAUGCUCAUCAUAAGAAACAUUCUCUCAAAUGGUACAGUUCACCAUUCUAUAGUUGUCCAGGAGGGUAUAAGAUGUGUGUGGGAGUUAGUGCUGGUGGCUGUGGUGUGGGAGAAGGCACUCAUGUCUCUGUACUCGUUCACUUCUUAAGAGGAGAGUUUGACACUUCUCUACAGUGGCCAUUUCGAGGGACAUUGGCCAUUCACUUGCUCAAUGAACGGCGAGACGGAUCUCAUCAUUGCCAUGAGGUGGUGUUUGGUAAAGAUGUGCCUGUGAUGCAGUCUGGAUGUGUGAGCGGAGGCUUUGAGAAGACCCUGGGUUAUGGACUACCAUUGUUCAUUGAUCAUGCUCAGUUGUCCUAUAACCCGACACUGGAUUGUGAGUAUCUCAAGCAUGACAGACUACGCUUUGUAUUAGAUAUUGUGAAACUUGACAGUUAAUUGUUUGUACAACUUGUGUAUCACUUGAAUUCACAUCAUUCAUCAGUUUAUGGUUGUUUUUGUGCAAAGAAUGUGUUGAUAUUGAAA